AUGGAAAUUGAGGCCAGAGGCUUUAUAGCGCCGCUCAAGGACCCGCCCUGCUGCCCAUCUUUGCAUAUCCUGGUAGAUACGGGCAGCAGUAAUUUGGCAGUCGGAGCAGCUCCUCACCCCUUCCUCCGCAGAUACUACCAUCAGUCGGAGCAGCUCCUCACCCCAUCCUCCGCAGAUACUACCAUCGGGCGGAGUGUUCCUGUUCCCUACAGACAGGGGUGCUGGAAGGGGGAGCUGGGCACUGAUGUGGUCUCCCUACCCCAUGGGCCCAACGCCUCACUGAGGGCCAACAUCGCAGCCAUCACCAAGUCGGACCACUUCUUCAUCAAGGGCUCCAACAGGGAAGGAAUCCUGGGAUUGGCCUAUGCUGAAAUCGCACGGCCAGACAAGACGCUGGAGCCUUUCUUUGACUCACUGGUUCGUCAGACAAAUGUACCCGACCUUUUCUCCCUGCAGCUGUGUGGUGUUGGAUUCACCAAGACUUCCAGGUGUAAUCCUGAUGGCAUGAAUAGUUUGAUCAUUGGUGGCACGGAUCCUUCUCUGUAUACAGGAGACCUGUGGUACACUCCUAUUCGUCGGGAGUGGUAUUAUGAGGUCAUCAUUGUGCGCAUUGAGGUCAAUGGACAGGAUCUCAGCAUGGAUUGUAAAGAGUAUAACUAUGAGAGUAUUGUGGACAGCGGCACAACAGACCUGCGCCUCCCUCGUAUAGUUUUCCAGGCAGCAGUGAAGGCCAUUGAAGCAGCCGCCUCUACUCAGCUGUUCCCCACAGGCUUCUGGUUGGGAGAGGCGCUGGUGUGCUGGCAGGCGGGCACUACCCCCUGGCACAUCUUCCCCGUCAUCUCCCUGUACCUGAUGAGCGAAAACCGCAACCAGUCCUUCCGCAUCUCCAUCCUGCCACAGCAGUACCUGCGACCUGUAGAGGGCAUGGGCCUGCCGCACGAGGACUGCUACAAGUUUGCCGUGUCCCAGUCCAGCACAGGUACCGUCAUGGGUGCCGUCAUCAUGGAGGGCUUCUAUGUGGUGUUUGACCACCAAAACAAGCGCAUCGGCUUCGCUGUCAGCACUUGCCAUGUGAACGAUGAGUUCUGUACGGUCUCCGUUGAGGGACCCUUCCACGGCGUUGACCUUGAGGACUGCGGCUAUAACAUCCCACAGACGGAUAACCAUCGUCAAAGGUUUUGCAUGAGGGACGUGUAAUACUGAUA
Alosa alosa (allis shad) is the source of this 1205-nucleotide messenger RNA. Its product is annotated as beta-secretase 1-like. Gene Ontology annotation, biological process: amyloid-beta metabolic process; membrane protein ectodomain proteolysis. Gene Ontology annotation, molecular function: aspartic-type endopeptidase activity. The record is from RefSeq and is a predicted model, not a curated record. Lineage: Eukaryota; Metazoa; Chordata; Actinopteri; Clupeiformes; Clupeidae. Gene Ontology annotation, cellular component: endosome; trans-Golgi network; membrane.